Molecule: messenger RNA, 894 nt
Organism: Rana temporaria (common frog)
Lineage: Eukaryota; Metazoa; Chordata; Amphibia; Anura; Ranidae
Product: taste receptor type 2 member 40-like
Exons: 1
Coding region: 1-894 (297 amino acids)
Biological process (GO): sensory perception of taste; G protein-coupled receptor signaling pathway; detection of chemical stimulus involved in sensory perception of bitter taste
Cellular component (GO): membrane
Molecular function (GO): G protein-coupled receptor activity; bitter taste receptor activity
Source: RefSeq, a predicted model, not a curated record
AUGUUCAGUCUCCUGUGGAUCGUGGUGAUGGUCGUCUAUUGUAUGGAGUGUGUGUUGGCUCUCUCGUUAAACUCCUGCAUUGUACUUGUGAACGGGAAGAGUCUGUACAAUGGGACAAAGAAGAACCCUUCAUCUGUCAUCCAGCUCAUCAUGGGGCUCAUUAAUAUCACCCUGCGUGGUUUGUUGUUCAUACAGUUCACUGCUAUGUCCUUCCCCAAUUUUCGCUUUGAGGGAAUAUAUCAAGUAGCAUCAAUUUUUCUACCAUUUCAAAUGUAUUUCAGCAGCUGGCUGAUAUCUUGGCUGUGUGCCUAUUACUGCAUCCGCAUUGUUCACUUCACCCACCAAGUCUUUAUUUGGGUUAGGAGGACCCUCUCCUCUUGGCUUCCAUGGGGACUCGUACUAUCCGGAGUUGGCUCCAUCGCACUUGGUAUCGUGAACAUCUGGGCUGUUAAAAUGGCGACAAUGUAUUACAACAGUACACUCCUUGUUACCAGUUAUAUGGAAGCCAAACCUUUAAGUCUCGCAUUCACAGCAAUGUCCAUCUUCUUGGGCUUCUGCCUCCCGUUUAUUAUCAGUUCCGUCUCCCUGCUGACCACAGCGGUUUCUCUGUUUAGACACAUCUGGAAUAUGAAGCACCAAGAUUCUGGAUUCUCUCCCGCACAGGUCCAAGUCCAUGUCAAUGCCAUCCGAACAAUGAUCCUCUUACUUCUAUUGGAUGUCUUCUUCUGCAUAUCUGAAAUGACUGUGUACUAUCUCAUGUCAGUUAUCUGCUGGAUUGUAGUAACUGUCUUCCCGACACUGGAAGCCGCCAUCAUUAUCCAGUCCAGCCCGACACUGAGUAAGGUGGUUCUGGGGAGACUCUGCACAGGAAGAGCAGUGGAAACUGACCGUUGA